AUGUCGUUCAAACCAGUGUCCAACAUCAAGUUUUUUAACGUGACGAGCCCGGCACCAUUCGUGGUACACGUGGAAAUCAACAGACCUGAAAAACUCAAUGCCUUCUAUGAGCCCAUGUGGGUGGAGCUCAAAAGGAUCUUCGAGCAGCUAUCUACAGAUCCAGAGGUCCGGUGCAUUCUGAUAUCAGGUGCAGGAGAUCGAGCAUUUACCGCAGGGCUUGACGUACAAGAAGCGGCAAAGUCUGGAAGUCCACUCAGCGCCGAUGGCGGUGAUGGGAAGAGCGAUCCCUCACGGCAAGCAACCAACAUAAGACGACAUGUCUUCGAGCUGCAAGACGUUAUCUCGGCAGUGGCGCGUUGUGAGAAACCGACGAUUGCACUUCUGCACGGCUACACGUAUGGCUUGGGGAUUGAUCUGUCGUCGGCCUGCGAUAUUCGCUUCGCCGAGAGCAGCACCAACUUCUCCGUCAAGGAGGUCGAUAUUGGCAUCGCUGCUGAUGUUGGCACAUUGAGCCGCCUUCCUAAAGUGGUCGGUGGAAUUACCAGCUGGGUCAAGGAGGUCACGCUUUCGGCACGACCAUUUUCCGCCGAAGAGGCCCUGCGACACGGGUUUGUGAGUCGAGUGGUCAAGGGCAAAGCCAAUUUGAUCAACGAGGGACUCGACUUUGCCAAAUACCUGGCGAGCAAAAGCCCUGUGGCUGUGCAAGGAACCAAGAAUAUCCUGGAUGCGGCGUGGGGAAGGACUGUGGAGGACAAUCUCAACUACACGGCAGUAUGGAAUGCGGCCAUGGUGCAGAGCUCGGACGUGACGCGAGCAAUCCUGAGUGGAUUGCAGAAGCGCACACCAACAUUUGAGAAGUUGUGA
This is a messenger RNA of Exophiala bonariae, 864 nucleotides long. RefSeq lists its product as uncharacterized. Gene Ontology annotation, cellular component: mitochondrion. Lineage: Eukaryota; Fungi; Ascomycota; Eurotiomycetes; Chaetothyriales; Herpotrichiellaceae. The transcript is spliced from 2 exons. Gene Ontology annotation, molecular function: delta(3,5)-delta(2,4)-dienoyl-CoA isomerase activity. The record is from RefSeq and is a predicted model, not a curated record. Bases 1 to 864 code for a protein of 287 amino acids.